GUUGACAGUCGCCAUUUUAUUUUGAAAAAUCAAACUGCAUCAGGGAGAAAGCGACCUUUUAAUUGUGAAUAUCGUGAGCUGAAAAUAACGAAAAUGGUCAUCAGCACAUAAUUCCUGUUAUCGAGAUGUCACUUUUCCCAUUGACCUGAGGGACUCCACCUUGCAUUGAGAUACUGAGAGGAUCAGAUUGUUUGGAAGCCAAACUUUUCUCUGGGGGGGGAGGGGAAAAAGUAACCUAUCACUGCAGUGACUAAAGGGGAAUAAUGGUGAUUUUGCGCCGGGCUCGGCCGCCUGCUUCCGCCCCAACCAGCAAUGAAUCUUGACUCGCUCUCGCUGGCUUUGUCUCAAAUCAGCUACCUGGUGGACAAUUUAACGAAGAAAAACUACAGAGCCAGCCAGCAGGAAAUACAGCAUAUUGUGAAUCGUCACGGCCCUGAGGCAGACAGGCAUCUACUACGCUGUCUCUUCUCGCAUGUUGAUUUCAGUGGCGAUGGUAAAAGUAGUGGCAAAGACUUCCACCAGACACAGUUUUUGAUCCAGGAGUGUGUGUGUCUGAUCACAAAGCCAAAUUUCAUUUCAACACUUUGUUACGCCAUCGACAAUCCAUUGCACUAUCAGAAGAGCUUAAAACCAUCACCCCAUUUGUUUACUCAGUUGAGUAAAGUCCUCAAGCUUACUAAAGUUCAAGAGGUGAUAUUCGGCCUCGCUCUUCUCAACUCCUGCAGCUCUGACCUCAGAGGCUUUGCUGCCCAGUUUGUGAAGCAGAAGCUUCCCGACCUCCUGCGCUCCUACGUGGACGCUGACCUCGGUGGCAGUCAGGAAGGUGGCUUCCAGGACAUAGCCAUCGAGGUCCUGCACCUGCUCCUGUCCCACCUCCUCUUUGGACAGAAGGGCUUCAGUGGGGUCGGCCAAGAACAGAUCGACGUAUUCCUAAAAACACUGUGCAGAGAUUUUCCGCAGGAGCGCUGUCCUGUGGUGCUCGCACCACUUCUGUACCCUGAGAAGCGGGACAUUCUCAUGGAUAGGAUCUUGCCAGACUCUGGAGAGUUAACCAAGACCAUGAUGGAAAGUUCGCUCGCAGAGUUUAUGCAGGAAGUUGGCUAUGGCUUCUGUGCAAGUGUUGAUGAGUGCCGCAACAUUAUCCUGCAGUAUGGCGUGCGGGAGGUUACUGCAAGUCAGGUGGCCAGAGUGCUGGGCAUGAUGGCCCGCACCCAUUCUGGCCUGUCAGAUGGCAUUCCCAUACAGUCCAUCACCACGCCAGGCAGUGGCAUCUGGAGUGAUGGGAAGGACAAGAGUGACGGCUCCCAGGCCCACUCGUGGAAUGUGGAAGUUCUCAUAGAUGUCGUCAAGGAAGUUAACCCUAAUCUGAACUUCAAAGAGGUGACCUAUGAGUUGGACCACCCCGGGUUCCUGAUCAGGGACAGCAAGGGUUUGCAGAUUGUGGUGUACGGGAUCCAGAGGGGCCUUGGCAUGGAGGUCUUCCCCGUAGAUCUCAUCUACAGACCCUGGAAGCAUGCGGAAGGGCAGCUGUCUUUCAUCCAGCACUCCCUGAUGAACCCUGACGUGUUCUGCUUUGCUGAUUACCCCUGUCACACCGUGGCCAUCGACAUCCUCAAGGCUCCCCCGGAGGAUGACAACAGGGAGAUUGCCACCUGGAAGAGCCUGGACCUGGUGGAGAGCUUGCUGCGGCUGUCGGAGGUGGGCCAGUAUGAGCAGGUGAAGCAGCUGUUCAGCUUCCCCAUCAAGCACUGCCCCGACAUGCUGGUGCUGGCCCUGCUGCAGAUCAGCACCUCCUGGCACACGCUGCGCCACGAGCUCAUCUCCACCCUCAUGCCCAUCUUCCUGGGCAACCACCCCAACUCUGCCAUCAUCUUGCACUACGCCUGGCAUGGACAGGGCCAGUCUCCUUCCAUCCGCCAGCUGAUCAUGCACUCAAUGGCCGAGUGGUACAUGAGGGGGGAGCAGUAUGACCAAGCCAAGCUCUCGCGUAUACUGGAUGUGGCUCAGGACUUAAAGUCUCUCUCCAUGCUGCUAAAUGGUACUCCAUUUGCCUUUGUAAUUGACCUUGCUGCACUUGCCUCUCGCCGAGAAUACCUCAAACUUGACAAAUGGCUGACCGACAAAAUCCGAGAGCACGGGGAGCCCUUCAUCCAAGCCUGCGUGACUUUCCUGAAGAGACGCUGCCCCUCCAUCAUGGGCGGUCUAGCUCCUGACAAGGAUCAGCCCAAAAGUGCCCAGCUUCCCCCUGAAACACUGGCAACCAUGUUGGCAUGUCUGCAAUCCUGUGCUGGGAGUGUUUCCCAGGAGCUCUCGGAGACCAUCUUGACCAUGGCGGCGAACUGUAGCAAUGUGAUGAACAAAUCCCGCCAGCCUCCACCUGGAGUCAUGCCAAAGGGCCGCGCUCCAAGCACCAGCAGUCUAGACGCCAUCUCUCCUGUCCAGAUGGAGUCCCUUUCCAUGAGCUCCCUGAACCUGGGCACGUCUGCCACCUCCCACACCCCCAGCAUGCAAGGCUUCCCCACCCCCCUGGGGUCCGCCUUCAGCAACCCCCAGUCUCCAGCCAAGGCCUUCCCCCCUCUCACCAACCCUAACCCCAGUGCCGGCUUUGGAAUAGGUGCCCUCUCCACACAACUUCCCGGGAUGUCGUCGGCUGUCAGUGCUCCACUUGGCAUUGGCUCUGGCCUUGGGAUGCCAGCCGUCAACAGUGACCCCUUCGGCACCAGGAAGAGCACCCCAGGGCUGAACCCACCCACCUUUCAGCAGACUGACCUUUCUCAGGUGUGGCCUGAGGCUAACCAGCACUUUAGUAAGGAGAUUGAUGAUGAGGCCAACAGCUACUUCCAGCGCAUCUACAACCAUCCUCCGCACCCCACCAUGUCUGUGGAUGAGGUACUGGAGAUGCUGCAGAGGUUUAAGGACUCCAGCAUCAAGCGCGAGCGCGAAGUCUUCAACUGCAUGCUGAGGAACCUGUUUGAGGAGUACCGCUUCUUCCCGCAGUACCCAGACAAAGAGUUGCACAUCACCGCCUGUCUGUUUGGGGGCAUUAUAGAGAAGGGCCUGGUCACGUACAUGGCCCUGGGUCUAGCACUGCGAUAUGUUCUUGAAGCCUUAAGGAAACCCUUUGGAUCCAAAAUGUAUUACUUUGGCAUUGCUGCACUAGAUAGGUUUAAAAAUAGGCUAAAGGAUUAUCCACAGUAUUGCCAGCAUUUGGCAUCCAUAGCCCAUUUUCUACAGUUUCCCCACCAUUUACAAGAGUAUAUCGAGUAUGGACAGCAGUCACGGGACCCCCCAGUGAAGAUGCAGGGCUCCAUCACCACACCAGGCAGCCUGGCCCUGGCCCAGGCCCAAGCCGUGUCCCAGGCACCCAAAGCCCCCCAGCCCGGCCAGGCCAGCACCCUGGUCACCACCGCGACCACCACCACCACCGCUGCCAAAUCCACCACCAUCACCAGGCCCACUGCUGUCAACUUUAAAAAAGACGUGCCACCCUCUAUAAACACCACAAAUAUUGACACACUGCUCGUGGCCACUGACCAAACGGAGAGGAUUGUAGAGCCGCCGGAGAAUGUGCAAGAGAAAAUCGCCUUCAUCUUCAACAACCUUUCCCAAUCCAACAUGUCCCAGAAGGUUGAGGAACUCAAGGAGACUGUGAAAGAUGAGUUUAUGCCCUGGGUCUCUCAGUACCUGGUCAUGAAGCGCGUCAGCAUUGAGCCAAAUUUCCACAGCCUGUAUUCCAACUUCUUGGACACACUGAAGAACCCAGAGUUUGUCAAGAUGGUCCUGAAUGAGACUUACCGCAACAUCAAGGUCCUUCUUACCUCUGACAAGGCAGCUGCUAACUUUUCUGAUCGCUCCCUGCUGAAGAACUUGGGGCACUGGCUGGGGAUGAUUACUCUCGCUAAGAACAAACCCAUCUUGUACCAGGAUCUGGAGCUGAAGUCUUUGCUGCUUGAGGCUUACGUGAAAGGCCAGCAGGAGUUGCUGUACGUGGUACCAUUUGUUGCCAAAGUCUUGGAGUCCAGUCUCCGCAGUGUGGUCUUCAGACCAUUGAAUCCUUGGACAAUGGCCAUCAUGAAUGUACUGGCAGAACUGCAUCAGGAACACGACUUGAAGUUGAAUCUCAAGUUUGAAAUCGAGGUCCUGUGCAAGAACUUGUCGCUGGACAUCAACGAUCUGAAGCCCGGGAACCUGCUGAAGGACAAGGACACCCUGAAGAACCUGGAGGAGCAGCUGUCCGCACCAAAGAAAGAGACCAAGCCUCCUGAGGAGAUGCUGCCCUCUGUCGUUACCACAGGUACGGCAUUCACAGAAUCUGCUCUGUUUGCAGCCGCUCCCACGGCUCCGCCCACUACCACCACGGCAGCGUGCACGGCCACCGGUCCCCCCACCCCCCAGUUUAGCUACCACGACAUCAACGUCUACGCCCUAGCAGGCCUCUCCCCGCACAUCAACGUCAACAUCAAUAUCCCGUUGCUGCAGGCCCACCCACAGCUGAAACAGUGCGUGCGACAGGCCAUCGAGCGCGCGGUGCAGGAGUUGGUGCACCCGGUGGUGGACCGGUCCAUCAAGAUCGCCAUGACAACCUGCGAGCAGAUCGUCCGCAAGGAUUUUGCGCUGGACUCGGAAGAGUCGCGCAUGCGAGUGGCGGCGCACCAUAUGAUGCGCAACCUCACCGCCGGCAUGGCCAUGAUCACCUGCCGAGAGCCCCUGCUGAUGAGCAUCGCCACCAACCUCAAGAACAGCUUCGCUGCAGCACUUAGGGCUCCCACGCCUCAGCAGAGGGAGAUGAUGGAGGAGGCGGCGGCUCGUAUCGCCCAGGACAACUGUGAGCUGGCCUGCUGCUUCAUCCAGAAGACCGCCGUGGAGAAGGCCGGCCCUGAGAUGGACAAGAGGCUAGCCACGGAGUUUGAGCUGAGGAAGCAUGCCCGUCAGGAGGGCCGGCGUUACUGUGACCCCGUUGUCCUCACCUACCAGGCCGAGCGCAUGCCCGAGCAGAUCAGAUUGAAGGUGGGCGGUGUGGACCCCAAACAGCUGGCUGUCUAUGAGGAGUUUGCCAGAAACGUGCCUGGCUUCCUUCCCAGCAACGACCUGUCCCAACCCACAGGAUUCCUGGCCCAGCCAAUGAAGCAACAGGCCUGGGCGACGGACGACGUGGCUCAGAUCUAUGACAAGUGUAUCGCCGAUCUGGAGCAGCACCUGCACGCCAUCCCCCCGGCGCUGGCCAUGAACCCCCAGACCCAGGCCCUGCGCAGCCUGCUGGAGGCCGUGGUGCUGGCACGCAACUCCCGCGACGGCAUCGCCGCCCUUGGACUGCUACAGAAGGCUGUGGAGGGUCUACUGGAUGCCACCAGUGGUGCGGACCCCGACCUGCUGCUGCGCUACAGGGAGUGCCACCUGCUGGUACUCAAGGCCCUGCAGGACGGCCGCGCAUAUGGACCACAGUGGUGCAACAAGCAGAUCACCAGGUGCCUAAUUGAGUGCCGCGAUGAGUACAAGUACAACGUGGAGGCAGUGGAGCUGCUAAUCAGGAACCACCUGGUCAACAUGCAGCAGUACGACCUGCACCUGGCUCAGUCUAUGGAGAACGGGCUGCACUACAUGGCGGUAGCGUUUGCCAUGCAGCUGGUGAAGCUGCUGCUGGUGGAUGAGCGCAGCGUGAGCCAUAUCACUGAGGCUGACCUCUUCCACACCAUCGAGACACUCAUGAGGACCAGCGCACACUCCAGAGCCAACGCACCAGAAGGGCUGCCCCAGCUGAUGGAUGUGGUGCGCUCCAACUACGAGGCCAUGAUCGACCGUGCCCACGGCGGGCCCAACUUCAUGAUGCAUUCUGGGAUCUCGCAGGCAUCUGAGUAUGACGAUCCCCCAGGCCUGCGGGAGAAGGCAGAGUACCUGCUGAGGGAAUGGGUCAACCUCUAUCACUCAGCAGCUGCUGGACGGGACAGUACCAAAGCCUUCUCUGCUUUCGUCGGCCAGAUGCACCAGCAGGGCAUCCUGAAGACGGACGACCUGAUCACACGCUUCUUCCGCCUUUGCACGGAGAUGUGCGUGGAGAUCAGCUACCGUGCCCAGGCCGAGCAGCAGCACAACCCUGCCGCCAGCGCCGCCAUCAUCCGUGCCAAGUGCUACCACAACCUGGACGCCUUCGUACGCCUCAUUGCGCUGCUGGUCAAGCACUCAGGAGAGGCCACCAACACUGUCACCAAGAUCAACCUGCUCAACAAGGUGCUGGGCAUUGUGGUGGGCGUGUUGAUCCAGGAUCACGACGUGCGGCAGACGGAGUUCCAGCAGCUGCCGUACCACCGCAUCUUCAUCAUGCUCCUGCUGGAGCUCAACGCCCCCGAGCACGUGCUGGAGACCAUCAACUUCCAGACACUCACUGCCUUCUGCAAUACCUUCCACAUCUUGAGGCCUACGAAAGCUCCCGGGUUUGUCUACGCCUGGCUGGAGCUGAUUUCUCACAGGAUCUUCAUCGCCAGGAUGCUAGCACACACCCCACAGCAGAAGGGUUGGCCCAUGUAUGCACAGCUGCUCAUUGACCUGUUCAAGUACUUGGCACCCUUCCUCCGAAACGUGGAGCUGAACAAACCUAUGCAAAUCCUCUACAAGGGCACCCUCCGCGUGCUUCUGGUCCUGCUCCACGAUUUCCCAGAGUUCCUGUGUGACUACCAUUAUGGCUUCUGUGAUGUCAUCCCUCCCAACUGCAUCCAGCUGCGGAACCUGAUCUUGAGUGCCUUCCCCCGCAACAUGAGACUUCCGGACCCCUUCACGCCCAAUCUGAAGGUGGAUAUGCUAAGCGAAAUUAACAUUGCGCCGCGCAUCCUCACUAACUUUACGGGAGUGAUGCCGUCUCAGUUCAAGAAGGACCUGGACUCGUACCUGAAGACUCGCUCUCCGGUCACUUUCCUCUCCGAGCUGCGCAGCAAUCUGCAGGUAGGGGGCGCCAGUCUGGGUCCCUGGAAGCACUUACAGCAAAGCGACACAGCCUUAGACCAGGUGUCCAACGAGCCUGGCAACCGCUACAACAUCCAGCUGAUCAAUGCACUUGUGCUGUACGUGGGCACUCAGGCCAUCGCCCACAUCCACAACAAGGGCAGCACCCCCUCCAUGAGCACCAUCACACACUCGGCACACAUGGACAUCUUCCAGAACCUGGCUGUGGACCUGGACACUGAGGGGCGGUAUCUGUUCCUGAACGCCAUCGCCAACCAACUGCGCUACCCCAACAGCCAUACACACUACUUCAGCUGCACCAUGCUCUACCUGUUCGCAGAGGCUAACACUGAAGCCAUUCAGGAGCAGAUCACCAGGGUGCUACUGGAGAGGCUGAUUGUCAACAGGCCACAUCCGUGGGGCCUGCUCAUCACCUUCAUUGAGCUCAUCAAGAACCCGGCCUUCAAAUUCUGGAGCCACGACUUUGUCCAUUGUGCUCCAGAGAUUGAGAAGCUGUUCCAGUCGGUGGCUCAGUGCUGUAUGGGCCAGAAGCAGGCACAGCAGGUGAUGGAGGGCACAGGUGCUAGCUAAGGCUGUGGAGCCACCAUCUCUCUUCUGAGGUCAAAGAGAACCAGCCCCAACCCACUCAACACACCCAUGCCCUCCUCAUCACUGUCUGCACUGAAAUAAACUGGCUUUUUCUUUUUCUUUUUCCUUUUUCCUCCCCAUUUAGAGUUUGGAUUAUUUUUUUGGACAAAUAAAAGAUGACUUUUUUCCCUAUGUGGCAAGGACAAGUGAUGUGAAAUAAGUUGAAGCUUUGUAAAUAUUAAAAGGGACUACACAGGAGAAUGUGGCCUAUGUUGUGUGAUAGACUUUAAUUUUACUACACGACACCGGCACUCUGAGAAGAAACCAUUAGCAUGCACAAAUACACAGAACAUAUUGACUUCGCCCCGACUCCAUAGAGUUUAGGGGGACUUAUUUUUUGCCUUUGAGAAUGAUUGGUUUUUGUUCCAGAUGUUUAUGGUGGUAACUUGUAGAGCUGCCGAAUUUCUGUUUGAUUGGUGUUGGUGGGAAGCAGGCAGUGAUGGAGGUCUCGAUAGAGCUGGACAGGUGUGUUUUUUGUUUUGCUUUUUUUUUUCCUUUUACCUUUUUUCCCUUUUUUUGAGUGCGGGAUUGGGGUCAGGUAGCACCAUUGUAAAUGCCGGAGUUAUAGGUUCUCCCAUGGCACGUGUAAAAUUGUGGAAUACUCAGAAAUUUGGCAAUUUGAAUCUUGACUUUGUAAAAAUAAAAGAUCCAAAUUGCUGAACAAAUGGAGGACCAAUACAGCCCAUUUUGUAAGGAUUUUGAAUGUUUUGUAAAUGUAUUGGUCCGAGUGUUGUAUUUUGUAGUACUUUCUAGUUGCCUUUAGUUCUUGCUACUUAUUUCCUGUAUGUAUGCAUUCUGUAGUUACCGCAUUAAACACUUGAACUGCA
Engraulis encrasicolus (European anchovy) is the source of this 8408-nucleotide messenger RNA. RefSeq names its product CCR4-NOT transcription complex, subunit 1 (gene cnot1). Gene Ontology annotation, molecular function: molecular adaptor activity. Gene Ontology annotation, biological process: negative regulation of translation; nuclear-transcribed mRNA catabolic process, deadenylation-dependent decay. Gene Ontology annotation, cellular component: CCR4-NOT core complex; P-body. Bases 313 to 7524 code for a protein of 2403 amino acids. The transcript has 49 exons. Lineage: Eukaryota; Metazoa; Chordata; Actinopteri; Clupeiformes; Engraulidae. The record is from RefSeq and is a predicted model, not a curated record.